Messenger RNA from Aegilops tauschii subsp. strangulata, 1478 nucleotides. Lineage: Eukaryota; Viridiplantae; Streptophyta; Magnoliopsida; Poales; Poaceae. The record is from RefSeq and is a predicted model, not a curated record.
AUGCAUGAUCAGGUCUGCCUGGACCUGGACGGCUUCCCACGCGACCACGAGUUUCCGGAGGACUACGGGCAAGAGGAAGAGGAUGAGUGUGACAUCGAAGGGGAGCCUUUGUUCGAGGAGGAGCUCGCCAACCAAGCUGUCGGGGCGAAGCCGAAGCGCAAGAGCAAGCGGACGAAGGCAUACACGGCGGCCGUGGACAAGCUUCUUUGUGAGUGUUGGAGGGACACUGGGCAAGACCCCAAGGUCGGCGCCGAACAAAAGGCAUCAACCUUUUGGAUUCGUGUCCACCGUGAGUUCCAUGAGCGCAAGAAGUUUCCGCCGUACCAAAUAGUAAGCACGCGCGGGUGGGUGUCCAUUUCGAAGCGAUGGAGGGUGAUCCAACAAGAGUGCAGCAAGUUUUGUGCCAUUCUUGAGAGCGUCAAGGCCUGCCCCGUGAGCGGCAUCGGCAUGCAAGAAAUGGUUAUCUACAGAGCUACAACUUGGAUCCGGUCCUUACUCACUCAUGCGGACUUUAGGGAGCUUUUGAGUAUUGGAUGCAACCGCUGGGAGAUGAUAGCACAGGCUAUCUUCGGCCGAUUUGGGUGGCGAGCUAAUUAUAGCCGAGGAGACAGCUCGACGAUCUUUCUACAGAUUCUUGCUACAUUUUGUGCAGCUCCACACUUUCAGACCGUAGUAGAAGCAGGUCCGCCACCCCCCUUCCCGGCCCCUGCGUCGCUCCGCUUGGGCCGACUCGGGAGGCGACGAAACCCUAGCCGCCAGUCCUCCCAACCCUCCUCCUUUCCCCCUCGCCGCCGCCUAAGGAGGCCUCCGGCGAGCUCCGCGUGGCCACCAAGGACGGCGGCGACGAGGAUCUGGCUGCUCCCGCACGGAGGGCUUCGGGCGCCGAGGCGGCGGCCUCGGGUGGUGAGGCGGCGCCGUCUUCUACAGCGAGCGGCGUCGCAGGUGUUGCCCCUGUGUCUCCUCGGCCGCGUGGGCGGCGAGGGACGGCGCGAGUUGUCGCCAUUCGUAGCGGGCGGUGCGUCCUCCUGGCUCGCGUCCGGAUCUGAAAGCGGCCUCCCUCCCCCUGCAGCGCUGCUUCACACCGGAUCUGGUCAUCAGAGGCCUUGGGUCGCGGGCGCCGGUGAAGGUGGACUGCCAGGAGUUGCGAACUUGGACCGGGAGAAAUCCUUGGCUGGUUCUCUGGCCACGGCGGCGGCGACACCGGCCGGUGCCGUUCCCCUCCACGGAGGCGUCGUCAAGGAUCCAGUCAAGUUUGAGUGCGGUUUGCAUUGACUCGCUAUAAAAUGUGAGAAGAAGUGCAAGAAAAACAAGGUAAAUAUCAUGCGUCUAAAUUUCUGAAUUAUGAACAUUCGAAUUUGUAAGGCUGCCAACAAUUUGUAAGACAAAAAAAAAGAAUUUGUAAGACUGCCCACAAUGCCGUCAUUUCUCGCUUCCAAAAGGGUGAUUAUAGAGUUAAAUUCUGAUUUUCCUUGUUGCAA